Molecule: messenger RNA, 1747 nt
Organism: Drosophila hydei
Lineage: Eukaryota; Metazoa; Arthropoda; Insecta; Diptera; Drosophilidae
Product: protein FAM151B
Exons: 6
Coding region: 543-1457 (304 amino acids)
Source: RefSeq, a predicted model, not a curated record
CAGGAAGUGAAAUUCUAAGCGGCAAUCGGUAUUAAGUUGAAGACCAAUAUUAAUUUGAUAUCGAUAUCUUCCAAACGAUGUAUCGCUUGUUACAACGAGCUAUCGGCCUCCUCUAGAACCUAUUGCGCUAUAUUCAAUAAGUUUCGCGUUGAAAUUGUGCUGCAGCAGCACUCGGUGAAAUUGGCCCAGCAAACAGCGCCUUAAUAAAGCUAAUAUUCAUAAACCGUCACUGGUGGCCGCGCUCACAUACACAGAAACAAUCACACUACACACACAUUUAUUCAAACGGUAUGUGUUUGUAUGCGCACUCAAAGAGAAUUGAACUCUAGUUGUGGGUAAACAAUUGUUCCUCAUUCAUGUGACUGUCUCCGAGAGCGUCGAUUGUAAAUCGUUUUCCCAAAGCACACUUUGUGGUUAAAAUCAAUGGAACUGCUGUGAACGACAGCGUCUAUUAUUACGAGCUAGUAGCACCACAACCACUGCGACAUAGUGCGCCUAUCGAUAUUGAGCUGCAGGAACACAGGCAGCAUGAUAUAGUGGACAUGGUCCGAUUCGAUAAAGGCAAACUUAUGGCUAAGGCAUCCAAUCUGACCUCCAUUAGCUGGGCGCAUGCCGUCAACAGUCAGCAACUGCUGGAUGAGGCGCUUGGCGGUGACAUUGAAAUGAUUGAGGCUGACAUUGUUCUCGGCCAGCUGAAUGGCGAGGGCCCCGUAUUACCGGUUAUGGCACACCCACCUGCAACCGUUUCGGAUUUGACCCUAGAGGAGUUUCUGUAUCAAAUUAAGGACUACAACGAGGGCCAUGAGGGCGCCGAGAAGGGCGUAAAAUUGGACUUUAAGUCUAUUGAAGUAUUUGAGGGGUCGCUCGAUAUACUGGAUGAGAGCAUUCCAAAGAUGACCUAUCCUAUUUGGAUAAACGCGGAUAUUAUCAGUGGCCCAGUGGAGCAAAACAGCUCAGUGCCCGUGGAUCCGUCACGUUUUUUUGCCGGCUGUAUGCGCUACAAGCAGGCCGUCUUGUCCAUUGGCUGGACGACCAGAUGGAGCGCCGAUUACCGGGAGGGCGAGUACACUCAGACUCAGUGCGAUGCAAUGCUACAGGCUAUCAACGACAACAAUGUGACCUCCACCGGGCAGGUCAUCACCUUUCCAGUGCGUGCCGGCAUCGCAGCCAAUAGCGGACCGCAGCUGCACGCUCUGGUGGCAGCUGUAAAUGACACCAAUGAGAGCACGUUAACCAUUUGGUCGUCAGAAAACGAUUACGUAAAUGUGGCAGAGCUGCGAAAGCUAAUCUUCAGUUUCGGCUUGGAUCGUGUCUAUUUGGACGUACCAGAGGAGCUGUCCUCGCAACUAGAUUUGCACAAGCCAGGUAACGGUGCUGGCACCUUCAACUCCCUGGUCAGCUUCAGCUUCGUUAGCCUCUGCUUCUGGGCCUUCUCCAGCUGGUUGAAAAGCGUAUAGACGAACGCAUGGGAAUUUCGUAUUAUUUCUGUUUUUUUUUUUGUUUAAUUCCUUUUUAUUUUCUUGAUUUCUUUUAAAUGUUAUUAAUGAAUUAUUCACUGCAGAGUGCUCUAUGAAUAUGCCUUUAAGCUUUGUAUAUCACUUCAUUUGCGUUUUAUAAAAAUCUUAUAUAUCGCUUUACAAGAAAAAUAAUAAUUAUGCAUUAAAUUUAAAUAUGUAUAAUAGAAUAUAUAAAAAUACUUUGGACGUGCGCAGUUUUAAUUUUAACAGGGGGAUUGAUAGCUUUAGAC